Messenger RNA from Lucilia cuprina (Australian sheep blowfly), 2255 nucleotides. RefSeq names its product organic cation transporter protein. Gene Ontology annotation, biological process: transmembrane transport. Bases 356 to 2128 code for a protein of 590 amino acids. Gene Ontology annotation, molecular function: transmembrane transporter activity. Lineage: Eukaryota; Metazoa; Arthropoda; Insecta; Diptera; Calliphoridae. Gene Ontology annotation, cellular component: membrane. The record is from RefSeq and is a predicted model, not a curated record. The transcript is spliced from 12 exons.
GAAGCAGCAGUCUAUGCACAUUAAUCUUUAGUGCCCGGACUAAAAGCAACGUGAUAAGACACCAAGUGAAAUGAAGCGAAAAAAUAACAAUAAUAAAUUAAUACAAUAAAAAAAUAACUUAAACUGCAGUGAAAACAAUACAAUUAUUCUCAACAGAACAGUGAGUUGUGACAAACGUACCUAACGAUCUCCUGUAAAAAAAAAAUACAAACAGCUAAUAAAUUGUAAUAAAUAAUUAAAUUUUCACAAAUCACGGAAAAUUAAAUAAAACAAAUUAACAAAGAAAAUGUGCUAGUCUUUUAAUAAUAAAAUAAAGUAUAAAAUAAAUGAAUUAAAUUAUUAUUGUUAUUUUAAAAUGGAUUUCGAUCAAGUAUUAGAAGAAAUCGGUGAAUUUGGCCGCUACCAAAAAACUAAUUAUUUAUUAAUAUGUCUGCCGGUCAUGUUUGCCGCAGCUAAUAGUUUAUCGUAUGUUUUUACUGCCGGUUCACCAGCUUAUAGAUGCUUAAUACCUCAGUGUGAUGACUUGCAACAGCAAGAAUUAUAUCCUCAUUGGUUGGCUAAUGCUACUCCGGGUUUUUAUGAUAAAAAUGGAGUUUUCACUCCAGAAUCCUGUUAUCGUUAUCGAGUAAAUGAUUCAGCAAGUACGAACAGCUAUAGGCAAGAGUGUCCUCGCGAUAUGUUUUAUAGCGACUUAAAGGAACGUUGUUUUGAUUGGGUUUUUGAUGAAGAGGAAAGAACAAUCGUACAGGAGUGGGACUUAACUUGCCAAGAAAAUGCUUGGAAAUUGGCAUUUGUUGGUACAAUGCAUUUUGCGGGUCUGGUGGUUGGCACAGCUGGCUCUGGCUAUUUUGCAGAUCGAUACGGUCGCAAAAUCAUCUUUAUCGUUUGCAUUAUAUUCAUGGCAAUAACGGGUGUGGCACAGGGUUUAGCUUGGGAUUAUAAUAGCUUUUUAGUAUUUGCAUUUCUAAAUGCUGUUGGCACAUCGGGUGUUUAUCCUUUAGCAUUUAUUAUUGGAGUAGAAAUGGUAGGGCCCAAGAAACGUGAAAUGUCGUCAAUUGUCUUAAAUUAUUUCUAUGCUGUCGGUGAGGCGUUAGUGGGUCUAACGGCCUGGCUCUUACACGAUUGGCAAUUGUUGCAAUAUGCUCUCUCCAUACCACCAUUAUUUUUUAUAGUCUAUUAUUGGCUUGUGCCGGAAUCAGUAAGAUGGUUGAUAGCUCGCAAUCGUAAAGAGAAGGCGGGUCAAAUUAUACGUAAAGCGGCCCAGGUUAAUCGUAAAGAGUUAUCAGUGGCCUUAUUGGCUAAUUUUCAAACGGAUAAUUCAAGUGAAACUAAUAGAAACAAUGGCGAUAUGAAGCUGGGUAAAGAGAAAGCUGAAAAAUAUGAAAUCUGGUUGGCGGUAAAGGCGGUCUUUAAAUCAAAAACUUUAAUGUUUAGAUAUACGAUCAUGUUGUAUAUAUGGGCUAUUAAUGCAGUGGUUUACUAUGGACUUUCCCUUAACUCUACUAAUUUAAGUGGCAAUAAGUAUUUCAACUUUGCUUUAGUAUGUCUGGUGGAAAUUCCCGGCUAUACCUUGGCCUGGAUUUCACUUAACAAAUUUGGUCGCCGUCUAUCGUUAACUGGUUCAUUAUUCCUUUGUGCCAUAACAUGUGUAGCUGGCGGUUACAUCACUAAAGUUCAACCUAACAUGGAAACACGUUCCAAUUGGAUUAUUAUUUCAUUAUUUUUGAUUGGAAAACUAGGCAUAACCUCCUCCUUUGCUGUAAUUUAUGCCUACACUGCCGAAAUGAUGCCCACGGUUAUACGUAGUGGUGGUGUUGGUGUUAUGUCCACCUUUGCUCGGUUUGGUGCCAUGCUAGCGCCAUUUGUGCCAUUAUUGGGUCUCUAUUAUGAAGCUUUGCCUUUGCUAUUAUUUGGUGCCUUGUCUUUAUCUGCUGGCAUAUUGGCUCUAUUGUUGCCCGAAACAUUUGGCAAAAAAUUACCUGAUACGGUUUCAGAAGCAAAACAGUUGGGUAAAUCGAAUAAGUACUGCGACAGUAGUGAAGUGUCACAAAAUAAUGCGUCGUCUAGCGAUCACAGCAACUGCUUUGAAAGCAAUAGUAGUAAUAAUAAUCAUUCAAUAGGUCAAUGAUUAAUGUUGAUUAAUAAUUAAGUUCAAAGAAGAAUUUAUAUGUAGGUAAUUUAAGUAUUAAAGUUUGACAUAUUUUUGUACUAAUAAAACAUAUUUUUUAUAAAAGAAUUUAAUAUAAAUAUGAAAA